Molecule: messenger RNA, 2425 nt
Organism: Fundulus heteroclitus (mummichog)
Lineage: Eukaryota; Metazoa; Chordata; Actinopteri; Cyprinodontiformes; Fundulidae
Product: transmembrane protein 200C
Exons: 2
Coding region: 177-1730 (517 amino acids)
Source: RefSeq, a predicted model, not a curated record
UUGUGAAUCCGCGUUGAGCUGCAAAAAAAAGCCCCACUCUUCUUCUUCCAGCCUUGGCACCGGAGCGCGGCGCACCACGACCGAGGACAAGCCGAACCAGGAGCGCGCCAUGAAGAUCUCAGAUUAUCCAGACACCAUUUCUGACUGAGUGACGAUCCUGCUGCCCGGCCGCCGCCAUGAUCGCAACCGGUGGCCUGCUGCGCAUGAACAGGCGGCAGGAUUCUCUCCGCUCCAAGAAUCGCGCGGAAAAUAAGCGGAAACGGAAAUCCAAGAAGAAGAAGAAGAAUGACGUGGUGGUGGUAAAGGGAAAACUCAAUCUUUGCUCGCCAGCUGGCUUGGUGGCUGCGGUUGGAGUUGUGAUCCUCAUGGUUGGGAUCUCCAUGGCCGUGCUGGGCUACUGGCCCAGCCAGAAUCAGCAGCAGUACCAGGAGCGUCGCAGGACUGGCGUGUUCCACAACAGCAGGAUUAGCUACCCCAGAGGCCCGCCGUCUAACUCGACCCGCGAGAAGCAUUCCUCCAGGCACACAAAUGUGUCCAACCAGAGCCAUUCCAACAGCAGCAUCCCCGACCCCGUCCCCCACUGCGGCAUCCUCUGUGACUUCCUGGAUAACUAUCUCUACUCAGACAAUCUGAAAGUCUUCGGACCGCUGGUGAUGGGGAUCGGCAUUUUCCUCUUCAUCUGUGCCAACGCCGUCCUCCACGAAAACCGAGACAAGAAGACCAAAAUCAUCAACCUGAGAGAUAUCUACUCGACGGUGAUCGAUUUGCACAGCAUACGCUCGAAGGAGUACUCGCCCCUGAACGGCCUGGUGAACUACACUCAAUCGAGGAGCGCCGAGGGUCCGUCUGCUUCGUUCCCGGCGAGCGGGGCGCUCACACGCAGCUCCUGGCCUUCCACUGGACUCCACCUAAAGGGGGAGCUGGACGCCGGCGAGACGUUCAGACGCUCGUCGCUGGCCGGCAGGCCGCGUAGUCUCUCCAGAGACGUGCAGAGCUUUACAGACACUGUCUACAGCAUCUACAAAGACUACAGCAACAGUAGCGAGCAGGCCCCGCAGCCCCGGCAGUGGGAGACCACCUCCAUCGUCACCUCCUCCGUGAACGCCUUCACGCUGCCAGUGAUCAAACUCAACAACUGCGAGGUGGAGGAGUCGGAGAGGGCGGAGGCCGAGGGGCGCUCCGAGGAAGAGGUGGUCAUUGAGGCUGCCGCCGGCAACGUUAGGGAGGAAGGACACGGCAGCCGUUGUGUUGAGACGGACGGCACGCAGAGGGACGCGGCGCCGACGGACCCCCCGCCGCCCCAUCAGAGCCGGGAGGACAUAAGCACAGAGACAGGUGAUCAGCAGGGGGCGCCACAGCCUCAGCCCCAUGCACAUUGGACCCAGCUGUUUCCUCCAGAGCCCGUUUCCACGGGAACGGGCUCAAACAGGUCGCUGAACUCCUUCGCAGACCCGCCGAGGCUCGCCCGCCGCUGCAGCCUGUCCGUCUCCGGGGGACGUCAAAGCGACAGAGCGAGGCGUUUCAGCUGCCCCCGACUGGAGCGCUCCAACAGCAAGGGCUACAUCAAGCUGUCUGACCUCGGGGGCGAGUCCUUCGAAGCCCCCGACACGCAGGCGUCCUGGUCGGCUGCGGAUCCGGCAGCGGAAGUGGACGCAGCGGCGGCGAGGGAGGACGGAGCUCAGGGAGGGGACAAUUCAGCGACACCCAGCACUUCAGCCACCGAACCCUAGGUGUUUAUGUUUAGCCCAUGAGCCUCCUUAAUGUCUCCGUGGUGUUGUUCUCUGCUUCGUACCUUCUUCUGCGGUCAGUCAUGAUUAUGUGACGAUUACAAAGGAAAUCAAAAAACAAAUACUUAACUGCUAAGGACUAUUGAAACACAGCCAUGAACACUAAGGGGCAACACUCUUUAUUAAGACCACAACCACUACUCAAUGUUCAGAUGUACGUUUUCUAUUUUUUCAAUGUAGCAAGAGCAAUAUUAAAGACUUUAAAGGAGUUUUAGUAAAGAUUUGUAAAAAAUUAUUUGAGAGAAAGAAGAAAAAAAAAAAAGCGACGAAAAGUCUCAUCUGACCAGACAUUUUGUUUUUUGUAUAACAGUAGGGGCCGACAUUGUAGCUUGUAAAAUUACUAAAACUGUCUCUGAGAACUGCCGUCCAACAUGUUGUAUUGUAGCAUCAACAUGUGCCACAGAAAACUGAAAUAGUCUAGAUUUGUUUCUCUGCAUUGUUCUGUGAAUUACACGUGAAUUGGUGAUUUGAACUGAAUCUCAGGUAGACGUUUGGUUUAGCGUUGAGACCUUCACGAUGAGGUCUUCCCCUUUGUGCACACUUGUUUACAUAAAACAUACAUGGUUGAAUAAAUCUGACUGUAACACCUCUGUUGGGUCCCUGUGUGAUAUUAGACUAAAUACAGCAAAAGCAGAACA